Molecule: messenger RNA, 1059 nt
Organism: Suncus etruscus (white-toothed pygmy shrew)
Lineage: Eukaryota; Metazoa; Chordata; Mammalia; Eulipotyphla; Soricidae
Product: melanoma-associated antigen B16-like
Exons: 1
Coding region: 1-1059 (352 amino acids)
Biological process (GO): negative regulation of transcription by RNA polymerase II
Cellular component (GO): nucleus
Source: RefSeq, a predicted model, not a curated record
AUGUCUAAUGAUCAGAAGAAACCACCUGAACUAUCCGUGGGCCCAGGGGAAGCCCACAAUUCCAAUGUGAACGAUGAAGCCCCCAGGGAAGCUGAGGACACCAAUGAUAUUGACAAAGUUUUUGAGUUUCUCAAAAAAACCUGUGUUUCACCUCCUCCUCAGUUGUGCAACUGUAAGAUUGAAACUGUAGAUUUUAAUAUGCCAAGCACAUCACAUGAUGCUGAAAGCAUCUCAUUUUCUUCUAGAUCUAUCUUCACCAUGCCAUAUAUCAGAUUAGCUAAUGGCUUUCAUAAUUCAAGUUAUGAUAUACCGAGCACCUCACAGGCUAUAGAAAAUCUCGAAGAAUUGCCUAAUGAAAUAUUAGAGAAUCAAAUUGCUUUACUGGUGAGACUAAUACUGAUAAAAUAUAGAAUGAAAGCACCAGUAACCAAGGAAGAGAUGAUUACGACAAUCAUUGACUAUAAAGAUCACUUUAGUGAUAUCUUCCGUAGGGUCCAUAGGCGGAUGGAAGUGGUUUUUGGCCUUGAUGUGAUAGAAAUUGAUGAAAGCAGCUACUAUGUCUCCAUUAUGAAACUAGACCUUACUUUUGAUGGAAUGCAUUGUGGUGAAAAAGGAAUACCCAAGACUGGUAUUCUUAUUCUGACUCUCGCUGUGAUCUUCAUGAAAGGAAACUGUGCCUCUGAACAGGAGUUCUGGCACAUUUUUAGUCAAAUUGGGAUAAAUGAAAAUGACAGACAUUUUAUCUUUGGAGACGCCAAGGAGCUUAUCACCGAUGAUUUUGUGAGCGAGAACUAUAUUGUGUAUCGUCCCAGAGCCCAUGAUCUUGGACAUUUUGAGUUUGUUUGGGGGCGACGAGCAAUUGCUGAAACAUCUAAAAUUCAAGUUCUCGAGUUUUUGGCCAAGAUUAUUAGAUCCAAACCAAGUGCCUUUGGACCACUUUAUGAAGAUGCUCUUCAAGAUGCAAUUCAAAGAGGUUUAGCUAAUAAUAGGGCUUGGGCUAUACCUCCUGUAGCAUCUAUCAUCUCUGAUGACAGUUUUAACAGAUUCUCCUAUCCCUAA